AUGCAAUAAUAAUCAAUAUCAGAUUUCGAUAAUCUUGAACAAGAACAUUAGUUGAUCGAUUAAGUUAAUCAGAAGUCAAAAUCAGCAAAGUUUAAAUAGUAUAAAUAGGGAUAAUAUUAUGGAGACAUUCAAAACAAUGUUCGACACGGAUAUGGACUAAUGACUUAUCAGGAUAGGUAUUACAUUGGGUUUUGGAAUAAUGAUAGAAAGCAUGGGUUCGGUAAGGAGGUAUUAGACAAAGGGGAUUAAUAUGAAGGUUAGUUUGAAGAUGGAAAACCUCAUGGUGAAGGUACCUUGGAAACUGCAAAUGGGGUUUAUUCAGGUUAGUGGGUCUAGGGAAUUAAAUAGGGUUAUGGGAGAUGGAGAGGGAAAAACAAAGAGAUUUAUGCAGGAGAAUGGAAAUUCAAUAAGGCAAACGGAUAUGGAAGAUAUGAUUAUUAAGAUGGAGGGUGGUAUGAAGGUGAGUUCAAGAAUUAUCUUAAAUAUGGUAAAGGAAAAGAAAGUUAUGCCAAUGGAGAUUUUUAUGAUGGGGAAUUUAUUAAUGAUAAACCUGAUGGAUUUGGAGUAUAUAGAUGGGCUGAUGGUUCUUCUUAUCAUGGUACAUUUUGUAGUGGAGUCAGACAUGGUAAAGGCUAUUGGUUAAAGAAUGGAGAUCCUCAGAAUCACGAGAGUUAUGAUGGGGAAUAUGUUAACGAUUUGAAAUCAGGACAUGGUGUAUAUAGAUGGCCAAGUGGAAAUGUGUAUGAGGGGGAAUUCUUCAAUGAUCAUAGACAUGGAUUAGGAGAAAUGAGAUGGGUGGAUGGCUCCUUUUAUAAAGGUUAAUUUCACAAUGGAUAAAUGUGUGGCCAGGGGGAAUUGAAAAGAAACAAUAAACCAAUUAUUUAUGGUUACUUUGAAAACAACAAACUAGUUAGAGAAUAAAAAAAGAAGUAAAUUCCUAAAACCAUGAAUCAGAGUUAAAACAAUAGUUAUGAUGGCAAAAGGAAUUAUUUUUCGCUUCAUCAAUCUUUUAAUCAAUUUUAGAAUGCCUAACAAAUUCAAAAAUUUCAUUUUAAAUCUGAAUCCAUUGAACCCAUUAUUAGAUAAUUCAAAAGGGAUUGCAAUACUUCUAUUGAUGACAUGCAUAAGAGUGAAAAUCAAGCCAAUUAAAAUAGUUUUAAAAUUUCAAUUGAUUUAGAUGAUUCUUAAGGAAUGAAUAAUUAACCCAAAUUCAAAUCAUUAAAUACUACAAGUCGUGCUUUUUAAAAUCAACAGGAGAGUUUAUUAUCAGUUACAAAUAGAACCUAAGCAACAAAGAAAGUUAUCAUUGAUAGUGUUAAAUUUAAGAGAAAUUAAAUCUCUUUUCGACUCUAAUCAUUAAACCAAUCUACUAGAUAAACACAAAAUUCUCUACCAAAAUAAGGAGCGAACUGA
Messenger RNA from Paramecium tetraurelia, 1413 nucleotides. RefSeq lists its product as uncharacterized. The transcript has 2 exons. NCBI's taxonomy places the organism in Eukaryota, Ciliophora, Oligohymenophorea, Peniculida, Parameciidae. The record is from RefSeq and is a predicted model, not a curated record.